UGCGGCUGAUCAUUUACAAUCUGACAACACUCCCCAUCUACCCAGAGCAAGCCCUCUCUCUCCAGCCCUGCCUUAGACUUAGGUUCCGCUGUCUGGAGCUCACUCAUCCUGCCGGCAGGACCACAGUGCAAGGCUUAGACUCUUCUUCACCUCGUCUAGGGGAAACGGCUCUCCUGUGGAAUCUCAGACAAUCAAAUUCCCUCCUGAGACUAUUUCACACAGAAUUUCUUUAGGAGCGGUGCUGGGGCCCUAUGAUGAUACACCAACUUGUGCUACCAACUGUCAAAACUUUGGACUGUCUAACAUGCAGGUCAUGACCCUUGUAAUUAAGAAAUUGUUGAAGACAAUGUCAAAUAUGAUCCAGGAGAAAAUGUGAUUUGAGUCUGGAGACAACUGUUCAUUUUGAACAUACAGCACAUUUUAUUUGGACUCUAAAGAUGGAGAAAAAGCAUAUACUAUAUUUUAUGUUGCUCUUCCUCUUUAAUAUGACUCUUGGCACAGCAGAGUCAGAAGAAGAAGAAGGUUUUAACCAAACAGAUCUUGGAGUCACUAGAAACAAGAUCAUGACGGCUCAAUAUGAAUGUUACCAAAAGAUUAUGCAAGAUCCUAUUCAACAGGCAGAAGGCCUUUACUGCAACAGAACCUGGGAUGGGUGGCUGUGCUGGAAUGAUGUUGCAGCAGGAACUGAAUCGAUGCAGUAUUGCCCUGAUUACUUUCAGGACUUUGAUCCUUCAGAAAAGGUUACAAAGAUCUGUGACCAAGAUGGAAACUGGUUUAGACAUCCAGAUAGUAACAGAACAUGGACAAAUUACACUCUGUGUAAUAAUAGCACACAUGAAAAAGUGAAGACUGCACUGAAUUUGUUCUACCUAACUAUAAUUGGACAUGGAUUAUCUAUUGCAUCCCUGCUCAUCUCUCUCAUCAUAUUUUUUUAUUUCAAGAGCCUAAGCUGCCAAAGGAUCACCUUGCAUAAGAACCUGUUCUUUUCAUUUGUUUGUAAUUCGAUUGUGACAAUCAUUCACCUCACUGCGGUGGCCAAUAACCAGGCCUUAGUGGCCACAAAUCCUGUGAGCUGUAAGGUGUCUCAGUUCAUCCAUCUUUACCUGAUGGGCUGUAACUACUUUUGGAUGCUCUGUGAAGGCAUUUACCUGCACACACUCAUCGUGGUGGCUGUGUUUGCAGAGAAGCAGCAUUUGACGUGGUAUUACUUUCUUGGCUGGGGGUUUCCGCUGCUUCCUGCCUGCAUCCAUGCCAUUGCCAGAAGCUUGUAUUACAAUGACAAUUGCUGGAUCAGCUCAGAUACCCAUCUCCUCUACAUUAUCCAUGGUCCAAUUUGUGCCGCAUUACUGGUAAAUCUCUUUUUCCUAUUAAAUAUUGUACGCGUUCUCAUCACCAAGUUGAAAGUUACUCACCAAGCAGAGUCCAAUCUUUACAUGAAAGCUGUGAGAGCUACCCUCAUCUUGGUACCACUCCUUGGCAUUGAGUUUGUGCUUUUCCCAUGGCGGCCUGAAGGAAGGGUUGCCGAGGAGGUGUAUGACUAUGUCAUGCACAUCCUGAUGCACUAUCAGGGCCUUUUGGUGUCUACAAUUUUCUGCUUUUUUAAUGGAGAAGUUCAAGCAAUUCUGAGAAGAAAUUGGAACCAAUAUAAAAUCCAGUUUGGAAAUGGCUUUUCCCACUCUGACGCCCUCCGCAGUGCAUCCUACACAGUGUCAACAAUCAGUGACAUCCCAGGAUACAGCCACGACUGUCCCACUGAACACUUAAAUGGAAAAAGCAUCCAGGAUAUUGAAAAUGUCACCUUAAAGCCAGAAAAAAUGUAUGAUAUAGUCAUGUGAAAACAGAGAGAGCUCACCUGUUUUGUGCCACUUGAACCUAUGAUGUUAUAACCAGAAGAUUUAAUAGCAAACGGAUUUCUUGAAUGCCACGAAGAAAGCCCUCAAAUGAAAUGAGACUUGUGUUGAUCAAUGUUUAGCAACCCUCUCUAUAUGGAGGGAAAAGCCUUAACUAAUAAUGUUAGCCAGUAAACACUCCCACUGUGGCUGAUUUCAAGUUGCCAACCUGAUAUCACUGAAUGUGGAACUGGAAAGAAAACAAGCACAAUCAACUCUUGGGAGCUGACAUGCUGGAACCCGCACAACCCUGCAUGCUCUCACAAAUGGAUGAUGACUGUGCUCAUUCACACCUGUACAGACCAGAACUCUGCUAUUCUCGCCAGAGGAGACCUCUCUCAGUCUUACAGACAUGUAAAGAAAUAUGGCUUUUGUUUGUUAUAAAACUCUCUGUCCUAUUGUCAUUUGGUGGCAGUGAAUGGUUUGCCCAGAAAAGACUCCAACCCACUUUAUAACUUCUCUAAUGGAUGUGAUGGAGUUCAUUAUCUCUGUUAUUUCCUGUUCUUUUCUUUAAGAAAAGCAACUGAGUAGAAUUUCUAUGGGUUUCUCAGUUGCUGCUACAUACGGUUGUAUCCUGUGGCAUAUCCAUUUUGACACUUGGUGAGCAAAACCUACAAUUUGCAAUCCUUUUCUGAGUCACUAGGGAGACAUGUUGGUGGAAGCUGCAAACACUUUGCCAGCUACUGAAAAAACAAAACAAACUAAUCAAACAAACAAACAAAAAACUGCAGGCAUAGGAGGAAAUCAGUUUUCCUGAAUCUGUAAAUAGAAACUUUGGCCUUUCCAUAUCUACUGUGUAGACAAGUAAUCAAUCAUUUUACAUGAAGGGAAUCAAUGAAGGAUUUCUUUUUAUAUUUUAAAAAAGAGAGAGAGAGAGAGAGAGAGAGAGAGAGAGAGAGAGAGAGAGAGAGAGAUUGCCGUGCAAAAGACCGCAAAAGAACCUGUAAAUAAUCUGUCAUUUUAUUGCUUCAAUUAAAAACACGACCUAGGUAACUUUUAAAGCAAAUAGAUAAUGCAGAAUCAUAUGCCACUUGGUAUCUAAUACUGUAUCUGGGCUGAUUUUAUGGUAAAGUAGAAUCUUGAAUUCUAUAUUUGGUAAAUAUUUUAAGGACAACCAGAUACCGGCAUCAGAUGUUUGAGAACUAAGAACAAUCCCAGAAACUUCAGUGAUAAGAUAUGAAAUAUUUAUUUUAAAAUGCAAAGCCAUAAUUUUACAAACACAGUAUCUUUGGUGUGCUGACAUUUCUUCUUUGAUUUUGAUGACGACUCACUGAAAUCAGGAAGUUUUUAACAACUACAGCAAGGAAAACUAGCCUGCUACACAUGUGGACUUUAAUUUACUAAAAUACAACUUUAGUGACUUUUACUAGAUGAAGAUAAAUGGUUUUGAAAAAGAACCAGGUUAUUUUUUAAAUGAACCAUAGAGGAAUUUUAUCAAUAUAAUAUGCACAGUUUCAGUAUUUCAGUAGACUACUACAGAUGAUAAUACAAGCCAGGGAAAGCCUUGAACUUAUCAUUGAGAAGGAACUGUCAGUCAUUCAGGUAAUAAUUAAAUUAGGACAGAAGAAAGUCUUGUUCAUGAGUAAAGUGACAUCUAAAUGGAUUCAGUUUUUCUAAUAUUGCUUUGUUCUGGACUUUCUGCAGAACAAGAUUGGCUUCAGUUGGUAAAAGUCAGUUUGGGGAAAGUCAUGUAUGUGUUUUUUUGAAAUAUGUCAGUCAGGUCACAAUGGGUGAAAGUAAUGAUUUAAUCAUCACUAAUUGUGUUUUAUGCUGCAAUAGUUGUUUAAACUGUCAAGGAAAAUAACUCAAAUGAACAAGAACUAGCAUAUUAGAUGAUCUGAUAGAUAUACUUGUAAUUUAUCUAUAUGGGCAAAGGUGUUACCAAGGUAGUUCCAAUUUUGUGGAUUUCAUAGCAAGUCAUCAUUAAAAAAGGAAUGCAGAUUGUUCUGAACUUUCAAUUGCCAAAACUGUACAAGACAUCCUUUUACAACACUCAAAAUUUAGCUGUUAGACUCAUAUCUUUACUGACAGUGUUCAUGUAGCUCUGCAUUCUUCUGAACUGUUGAGUAUUAACCAUAAAUGAUAGCACAGAAUGCUGUUACCAGAGAACAUGUUUUAAAAGGUAUUAUCAUUUUCAGCUUUAUUAUUCUUUUAUCAUACUGAGUGUAGUUGAGAUUUCUUUACUGCUAACAUCACUGCGGUGUAAUCCUCAUCCACACCAGUCUGAGAUUCGUCAGUAUUAGUUUUGUAAUGAUAUUUUUGAAACUAGACUUCUUUAAGGCUGAAGUGCCAAUUAAAACAUUCUGUAUUGCUUGUAGAAAAAAAUCUGACAGUUUUGAAAGAAAACUCUGGUGCCUAAAAACCGAUUUGGAGACUUUCUAGUAUUUUUAAAGUUAGAUCUAUCAUUUUUUCUACAAUUGCUUGCUAAGUUAUGGUGGACAUUUUUAGAAGUGACUUUGUAUUUUUUUAAUUGAUAAAUCAUCCAUUCUGGAGCUUAGGUUUUGUUCAAAUAUAACAAACUGUGUAGAGUUUAGUAGUCCUUGCAGUGUUGCUCCCACUGUUUAGAUAUUUUAAUGUGAAUCUAUUUUAACUUCCUUUGUGUUUUAAUUUGCUCACAGAAACAUUAUCUGUAAAACAUACUCAAGAUGUUCCAUUCACUUAAAAGAACUUAUGUUAUACCUACUUAAAAAUCUCUGUUUGGAUUUUAUGAAAAUAUUAAAGUUGCAAAUUAACAUUGAUUUUCGCUCAUCUUCACUGGAGUACAGAGUAAUUGAAUUUCUCACAAAAUUCUUGUAACAAUUAAUGAAAUACUUUGCAAAAUAAAUGAUGAUGUCUUUAGUCCUCUCUCUAAAGACUUCAAUCAACUAGUAAGUGAAUUUAAUAAGUUAAUCAACAAAUAUAAGAAUUUGUUUUCCAUGAUAAAAUUAUAACAUGCACACAUUCUUCCACUGUAAGAAAAGGAAAGUUCUUCUCAUAUAGAAAUUUUCCUCCUUCUGCACCCCUUUCAGUGUAUGUGUUUGUGUUAAAUGCUAGAAAUAAUAAGAAUAAAAGUAUUUUAAAAAAAGAAAACAUAGUCAUAACCUCAUAUAAAUAAAA
Messenger RNA from Cricetulus griseus (Chinese hamster), 4985 nucleotides. NCBI's taxonomy places the organism in Eukaryota, Metazoa, Chordata, Mammalia, Rodentia, Cricetidae. The record is from RefSeq and is a predicted model, not a curated record.